CAACUAUUGAAAUAUAAUUAUACUUUGUUUGAUCUAAUCCAUAAUGUCCAGACUUUUUACUGAUAUUAACUCAACUGACGGUCUUCCCAUUAAAAACUGCCAACAAACUCACACAUUUCUAUCAAGCUAAAUCUCGAUUUAUGAACCAUCGAAUUUUUGACAUCAGUUGCCUGAAAAAUGGGAUUAUUCCUGUAUACAUGAUAUUAAAAUCACCGAUAUCUACUAAUAAAGCAAAUGCAGCGAUAAUACAUGCCUCAAAAGUAUGCAUCAAAGAAAACCUACGUGGAAUUAUACGAAAACUCUUCACAAUAAGGAAAGAUAUUAAUAAAAUAAAAGAAAAAUUGAGGGGAGCAAUUGAGAAGGAAAAGUAUGAAAGCAUACCAGAAGUUGCACAAAAGCGAAAAGAAACUACCUAUCAAGAAACAAUUAAAAAAGUUUAAUCAACUCAUGACAGCGAAAGCCCCGAAUGACAGACAAGUAACUAAAGCCAAUUGGAUUUUAAACUUGUCAGACAGAAAG
Trichobilharzia regenti is the source of this 519-nucleotide messenger RNA. Lineage: Eukaryota; Metazoa; Platyhelminthes; Trematoda; Strigeidida; Schistosomatidae. The record is from the annotation of a GenBank genome assembly.